GAUCGAGAAAUACAAAAAAAAAAAAAAAGAUGCGUAAUCCACAAGGAGAACAUGGCGAUUCGGAUUGAAGAUGAAGGUGCGUAUUUCCGUGCGCUGAGCAAGUAUUGGCGUCAAGUGAAUCAUUCCGAGGGUUUUGAUAUCGAGGAUGUCUCAGAACCACAUGGUAUCUGUGGACUGUUUCGUUACGACUGUCAACGCGAGGAUACUAGGUAUCCUAAUCCUGUCUUGGUCGAGCGUUAUGCUAGAUUGGGGCUUCAUCGUUACAAUUUGUCCAAGGGGACAAAUUUCCAGCUACACCACCUAAAGAAAUUUAACAUGUCCAUGAAUUGCCUGUCCGAUUACUACAUAACUUUGGCUGCUUGCGAUCCAGCUACCACUUCGCUCGCAACCUUUCAGGUUAAAGUUGGUGAAAAUUGUUAUGGCAUAUUGGAUUUGACGUGCUAUAUUGCUAGGCCUCAAGGUACCCCCAAGGAAUCACCCAAACCUAUAAAUUUUGGACCGUCGUAUGGUGAUGGUAGUUUGCCUUAUUGGCCGUCAGAUUUCAAUGAUAUACUACGAUUUACUGUGCUCAAGGAUUCAGAGUUGCAAGACAAUGACUGGAUUCGUCUAUAUUUGGAACUUGCACUUUGUACAAAUGAUAGGUGGAUUUCAGAUAGCUCUCUGUCCCAGUUGCAAAUUGUGAGAGUGGCUAUAGAAACUAUUGGAGGUGUGGUGGAGCCGCCCAAUGAGAGACUCCUAGCCAAAAGUGCAAAUGUCUACAUAACGUUUAAAGGCUUGUCCUAUGCUCGGGUUGGUGAGAUUGGUGAGCAUGUUGAACGCAAAAUCAUCGUUCGCAGAGUCCUCGAUGAGCUCACAGGGUACUUGACUCUCCAGGGUGGGUUUGGCUAUUUGUUUGGAGAAGAAGCAGCUGUGGAACGUUCUAUGACUCGCUCGAGCUUUGCUUUCGAUGAUGAGCUGCCUCCUAUCACUCUCCCGACUCGACCAAUUAAUCUCCACCUCUACAAAUGGAAAUAAUGAGCCGAGUUCUAUAAAGCUAAUCAGAGCUGCGAAGAAGAAACCCAAAAUCCAAAUAAGGUUUUUUUUUGCUGGUGUAAGGAUCUGAAGAUGAGAAAAGACACAUUUUUCUCAGAGAUUCAUGUAAAAAAUAGUAGCUUUGCAAGAAUUUUAGGGCAAGAAAGGAUAAAACUACACUCAAAAAGUUUCAGUUUUUUUUUUUUUCUCUACUACGGCUAAUGGCUAUGAAGAUGAGAAAAGACACAUUUUUUCACAGAGAUUCAUCUUCAAAAAUAGUAGCUUUCCAAGAAUUUCAGGGCAAGAAAGUAUAAAACUACACUUUAAAGUUUCAGUUUUUUUUUUUCUCUCUAUGGCUAUGAAGAUAAGGAAAGACAUUUUUUUUUUCCGACAUUUUUUUUUUCAGAGAUUCAUGAAAUAUCUGGUUAUGUAUACGAGUAAAGGUACUUCCUUUCACUAAGG
Messenger RNA from Arabidopsis lyrata subsp. lyrata, 1473 nucleotides. Its product is annotated as UPF0725 protein At3g19520-like. The transcript is spliced from 6 exons. NCBI's taxonomy places the organism in Eukaryota, Viridiplantae, Streptophyta, Magnoliopsida, Brassicales, Brassicaceae. Bases 52 to 1014 code for a protein of 320 amino acids. The record is from RefSeq and is a predicted model, not a curated record.